Molecule: messenger RNA, 1914 nt
Organism: Pseudozyma flocculosa PF-1
Lineage: Eukaryota; Fungi; Basidiomycota; Ustilaginomycetes; Ustilaginales; Ustilaginaceae
Exons: 10
Coding region: 1-1914 (637 amino acids)
Biological process (GO): actin cytoskeleton organization; actin filament bundle assembly
Cellular component (GO): actin filament bundle; cell projection; plasma membrane
Molecular function (GO): calcium ion binding; actin lateral binding
Source: RefSeq, a predicted model, not a curated record
AUGGCAUACAAGCGCACUUCGACCCUUGUCGGCCUGCCCGACCAGGAUCGAGGCUGGGAAGAGGUCCAGGCAAAGACCUUCACCAAAUGGCUCAAUACCAAGCUCGAAUCGAGGCAGAUUCCGCCCAUGACGUCGCUCACCACCGACCUGUCGGACGGCGUCAAGCUGGUCCAGCUCAUGGAGAUCAUGGGCGACGUCAGCCUCGGCCGCUACUACAAGACGCCGCGGAUGCGCGUGCAGAUGGCCGAAAACGUCAACCUCGCCCUCGAGUUCAUCAAGAGCCGCGGCGUCGUCCUCACAAACGUCGGGGCAGAAGACAUUGUCGAUGGCAACCUCAAGCUGAUCCUCGGAAUGAUCUGGACGCUGAUUCUGCGCUUCACGAUCGCUGACAUCAGCGAGGAGGGUGUCACCGCCAAAGAGGGUCUGCUGCUCUGGUGCCAGCGCAAGACGGCCCCCUACAAGGAGGUCGAGGUGGUCAACUUCACCAGCUCCUUCAAAGACGGCCUCGCACUCUGCGCGCUCAUCCACCGCCAUCGACCGGACCUGCUCAACUACGACGCGCUGCCCAAGUCUGACCCGCACGCCUGCACGCGACAGGCGUUUGAGGUGGCCGAGCAGCACCUUGGCAUUCCGCAGCUGCUCGACGUCGAGGACCUCUGCGACCGCGCCAAGCCCGACGAGCGCAGUGUCAUGACGUACGUCGCCCAGUACUUCCAUGCUUUCAGCUCCAUGGAGCAGGCCGAGGUCGUCAGCCGCAGGGUCGCCACCUUUGCCGACGUCAUGCAGAGCGCCUGGGUCAUGCAGCAGGACUACGAGCGGAGGGCGAGAGAGCUGAUCAACGCGAUGCGCGACGUGCAGCAGGCUUGGGCCGCAGCGACCUUCCUCGGCACCUACGCCGACGCUCGCUCACAGCUGACGACGUUCAACGAGUACAAGCACGGCGUCAAGCGCAUGUGGGUGCGCGAGCGGACCGACCUCGCGGCGCUGCUCGGCAACAUCCAGACCAAGCUCAAGACCUACCACCUGCGCGAGUGGGUGCCGUCCGAGGGCCUCGCUCAGGCCGAUAUCGAUGCGGCCUGGCAGACGCUGGCCAGAUCCGAGGCGCAAAGGAGCCGGGCCAUCAACGCCGAGAUCCGCAACGCCAAGGAGAACCUGCGGCUCAAGUUUGCCCGUGCCGCCAACGACUUCGAGGGGCGGCUGCGCGAGAUUGCCGGCGGCAUCGCAGGUCUCGAAGGAGACCUUGAGCGUCAGCUGGACGAGGUCAAGCACCUGCAGGCGAGUCUCGAGCCGUUCAAGGACGAUCUGGCAACAAUUGCCGCGGUGGAGAAGGAGUGCACCGAGGCCAACGUCGAGGAAAACGACCACACCAUCUUCACCGUCGACGACCUCAUCUUUGAGCUCGAGCUCGUAACGACGAGCGUCAACAAGAAGCUGGCGUUUAUCGAGAACCAGAUCGUCUCGAGGCAGCACACCAACCUGACACCGGCACAGCUCGAGGAGUUUGAGUCGACGUUCCGAUACUUUGACAAGGACGCUUCCAACACGCUCACCAUGGCGGAGCUGGGCGCGGCGCUCGCCAGCCUUGGAAUCAUCUACACGGAAGAGGACAUCGAGCAGAUCCACCUCCAGCUGUCGGAGAGCUUCGGGGCGGUGUCUUACGAUGCGUUCCUCACGUUCUUGAGGGAGAUCACCGAGGACACGACCUCGCCAGACCAGCUGCUGGAGGCGUUCCAGGGCCUCGCAGGCGACAAGCCGUACGUCACCGAGCUGGACCUGAGGCUGGCAUUGCUGCCGCAAGGCUCGAUCGACUACCUGAAGGCUGCGAUGCCCCAGGGUCAGGUCGAGGGCGUCGAAGAGCCCGUGUACGACUACGAAGGCUACCUGACUGGGCUGUUUGGCGUUGCGCAGGCGUAA